AAUACACAUCCUCUCUCACUUGUGCACAUCACAACUUGUCAGAAUGUCGGAGAAGCAGGCCGGUAUAGUUUCGGACGGAUCAUCCGGUGGCUCAAUUCCACGUGAACCCGGUAAUGACUCGAGCGUCGAUAUCGCCCUGACCUAUGUCAAAAACGUGGGCGUCGGGGGCGGACAUGUCGACGAGAAGAGGUUGGUACGGAAGAUCGAUUGGAGGAUCGUCCCAAUUAUGUUCGCCUGCUACAUUAUGCAGUUUAUUGAUAAAGUCCUCAUCAACGUGAGCUACCCUUUUUUUAUUAUUAUUAUCAAUUUUUGGAGCUGGCUCGACAGCCUGCAAUCCUUAAAUUGAGUUCUCCCAAGAGGGGAGAAAUAAUAGCAGUUAGCUGACGAGCCGAUUGAAAUAUUUCUACCGGAAUGUGUAGUAUGCCGCAGUUAUGGGUCUACCGAAAGACCUCAAGUUGAAGGGAAAUCAAUUUACAUGGGCGGCUACUUCAUUCUUUAUUGCGUACCUUGUUGCCGAAAUUCCUACUGGUAAGGCUCCCCUUCCAUGCAUACUUUCCCUUACCUUGUCGCUCUAUUACCGCAAGCAAGAUGUCGAGAGUGUAGCACCGUACUGUAUGUCUAAAUUCUGGUUCGGCAGGUUACAUCUUGCAGAAAAUGCCGGCUGGGAAGUAUCUCGGGGUGAAUGUAAUUCUUUGGGGUAUCGCAACUGCCUGCACGGCCGCUGCCGAUGAUUUUACUAGCCUCGUGGUGGCAAGAGUGUUCCUGGGUAUAUUCGAGGUAUGGAUUACCCCCUCCCCCCUCCCCCCGGGUGUGCUAGCAUCAUGUCCGGAAACAAUCGCUGACAAUUUCCGGGGGAGGUGAGUGCCUCAGGCUGCCAUUGCACCAUGCCUUACCAUCAUCACUGGUAAUUCUUCCCUGUGUUUUUUGUUGUGUCCUGUUAUGCCUCGCACGAGUGAAAUAUACUCACGCUCCUAGGCAUGUGGUACACUACCUCUGAACAGCCGCCUCGCUUCGCCCUCUGGUACUGUGGGUUGGGUAUCGGUCAAAUCAUUGGUGGUCUCGUCUCCUACGGUGCGUUGAAAUAUAUCAGUUGCUCAUAAUCGCCGAGAGACUAUCGAUUGACUUAGAGAACAACAGGCUUUCAGCAAGUCAAGGGCGAAUCAUUGGAGGGAUGGCGGGUCAUGUUUAUCGUCCUUGGGGCAGUUACUGUCAUCACUGGGUCGGUGACAUACCUCUUCUUGCCGGAUACUCCUAUGACAGCUUCGUUCCUCACGGAGGAGGAGAAAGUCGUAGCCAUCAACCGUGUCGGUAAUAACCAGACCGGUAUUGAAAACCGCACUUUCAAGUGGUCCCAGAUCAAGGAAUUGGCCCUGGACCCGCAAAUCUACCUCUUAGCUCUAGUGACCAUCUUGGUAUGCAACCCUCGGAUCUACCCGCACAUGAUGAUAAGCCUAAUUUGAUCUCUACAGUGCUCAGUAUCUAGUGGUGUCAUCUCAACCUACUCUUCAACCCUCAUCCGUAACUUUGGUUACACCCCUCCAAUUGCUGCACUUCUCAAUACACCCUCUGGCGCUGUCUCCCUCAUUGCAACCAUACUUUCCGGCAUCGCCGUAGGCAAGGCCUCAAACAGGUGGCUUUGGAUCGCCGGACUUGCAAUUCCGGGAGCCCUCGGCGGAGGUCUCAUGUCAUUUUUGCCGAAGAGCAACCGCGCUGGUCUCCUGGCAGGAAUUUACCUCGUCAAUUCGGUAUGGUGCAUCUCAUGUUUUGUUUUCUUCCUCCUAGCUCCAGGACUUUGUCUUAUAAUACGGUAUGGCAUAGAAUAACUAAUUUCACGAUUGUAGAUCGUCGCUGUGCUGAUCAUUAUCUACAACUGGCUCUCGGCUAACAUCGCAGGUCACACUAAGCGCACGGUGUCAAUGUCUUUAGUCGCCGGCGCGUUUUCAAUCGGGAACAUCAUUGGCCCUCAGACAUUCCAAGCGAGGGAUGCUCCCAAGUAAUUAAUCCCCCCCCUCCAUAAAUAAGACACUUUUUCCUCCCGCGCUUGCACUAAUCAUUUCCGUAGCUUCUAUCCCGCUAAGAUUGCAGUUUUGGCAACUCAAGCUGGCGCCGCGCUCGUGGCUAUUGUGUUGAGAUUCUACUACGGAUGGCAGAACUCUAAGAGGGAGAAGCGUUCUGCAGUUCCCCAGAAUCUUCCGGAGGAUUCCAAGUGGUUGAAUUGUACGUUUCCUCUUUCCAUUCCCCCCCCCCUUCGGGCGCGGAAGCACUAACAAUCACCCCCGCAGUAACCGACAAGGAAAACCCCAACUUUAGAUAUGUCUAUUAGGAGUAGAACCCGAGCUUUCUCAUCGGUUUCCUAACAGCGGGCCUCUCAUAGUAGCGUUUUGGAUAUCUGCCAUGUCUUCUCAUUUUCACGAUUUUACCCGGUUUUAAUCCUUUCCUUCUCCGUUGUAAAGUGCGCAGCUUGUUAAGAGUAGCUAAGCCUGGAUGAUCGGUCAGCCAUUUUACCAUGGGGUAGAAUAGCCUAGACUGCCACGUCCUUCUGCAAGUCCUCUACCCUAGAGUAGUUUGGCAAAAAAAAAACCCCCAACCCUAAAGAAUAAAGAUGAAUUAAUGAUGAAUUAUGAUAUUAUUACGAAUAAUUUAUCCCCUGCUUCU
Molecule: messenger RNA, 2655 nt
Organism: Tuber aestivum (summer truffle)
Lineage: Eukaryota; Fungi; Ascomycota; Pezizomycetes; Pezizales; Tuberaceae
Source: the annotation of a GenBank genome assembly